AUGCUCUCGGGCAUCCUCAUCUUCAACCAGAAGGGGGAGAACCUCAUCUUCCGCGCAUUCCGCAGUGAUUGCCGCCCCCGCCUCGCCGAUAUCUUCCGCAUCCAGGUCAUCUCCAAUCCGCAGGUGCGCUCGCCGAUCCUGACCCUGGGCUCGACGACUUUCAGCCAUGUCAAGCACGAGAAUAUCUAUUUGGUAGCUGUGACUAAGAGUAAUGCCAAUGCCGCGCUGGUGUUUGAGUUCCUGUAUCGGCUGGUGGUGCUGGGGAAGAGCUACUUCGGCAAAUUGGACGAGGAAGCCGUAAAGAAUAACUUUGUGCUGAUCUACGAGUUGCUUGACGAAAUUCUGGACUUCGGCUACCCGCAAAACACCGAGACUGAUACGCUGAAAAUGUACAUUACGACCGAGGGAGUCAAGUCGGCCAUCGCCAAUUCCCCGACAGAUUCCAGUCGGAUUACAAUGCAGGCAACUGGAGCGCUCUCGUGGCGGCGGUCCGACAUCAAGUACCGCAAAAACGAAGCAUUCGUCGACGUGAUCGAGGACGUCAACCUCUUGAUGUCAGCAACCGGCACGGUACUCCGCGCCGAUGUCAACGGACAGAUUGUUAUGCGGGCAUAUCUCACAGGCACACCAGAAUGCAAGUUCGGACUCAAUGACCGGCUCCUCCUGGACGGCGGCGAGCCGACCGGGCCAGGAGGUGGUCGUGGUGGCGGAGCAUCAGGCGGCGGAAUCGGGGCAUCGAAAGCGACACGAGCCGCCGCCGGGUCCGUGACACUGGAAGACUGCCAGUUCCACCAGUGCGUUAAGCUGGGGCGGUUCGACGCAGACCGGAUCAUCUCGUUCGUGCCGCCGGACGGCGAGUUCGAGCUGAUGCGAUACCGGGCGACGGAGAACGUCAACCUGCCGUUCAAGGUGCACCCAAUCGUGCGCGAGAUCGGCACCACCAAGGUCGAGUACAGCGUCGCCAUCAAGGCCAACUACAGCUCCAAGCUGUUCGCGACCAACGUCAUCAUCCGCAUCCCCACCCCGCUCAACACCGCUAAAACCACCGAGCGCACCAGCCAGGGCCGCGCCAAGUAUGAGCCCGAGCACAACAAUAUCGUCUGGAAGAUUGCCCGCUUCUCGGGCCAGAGCGAGUAUGUCCUCAACGCCGAGGCGACCCUCACCUCUAUGACCCACCAGAAGGCCUGGAGCCGUCCCCCGCUCAGCCUGUCGUUUGGGCUGCUCAUGUUUACCUCGUCCGGCUUGCUUGUGCGCUACCUCAAGGUCUUUGAGAAGAGUAAUUAUAGCUCUGUCAAGUGGGUGCGUUACAUGACUCGUGCGGGGAGUUACGAGAUCCGGUUCUAA
Molecule: messenger RNA, 1344 nt
Organism: Penicillium alfredii
Lineage: Eukaryota; Fungi; Ascomycota; Eurotiomycetes; Eurotiales; Aspergillaceae
Product: AP-2 complex subunit mu
Exons: 3
Coding region: 1-1344 (447 amino acids)
Biological process (GO): intracellular protein transport; clathrin-dependent endocytosis
Cellular component (GO): AP-2 adaptor complex; cytoplasmic vesicle
Molecular function (GO): clathrin-cargo adaptor activity
Source: RefSeq, a predicted model, not a curated record